Messenger RNA from Ceraceosorus guamensis, 2143 nucleotides. RefSeq names its product MFS general substrate transporter. Gene Ontology annotation, biological process: transmembrane transport. The coding region runs from base 246 to 2072 and encodes 608 amino acids. NCBI's taxonomy places the organism in Eukaryota, Fungi, Basidiomycota, Exobasidiomycetes, Ceraceosorales, Ceraceosoraceae. The record is from RefSeq and is a predicted model, not a curated record. The transcript is spliced from 4 exons. Gene Ontology annotation, molecular function: transmembrane transporter activity.
CGUACACUGUAAUCAAAAGUCACGACUGAAGCCGGUCUUUAUCUUCAGCAGUCGUGUCGCAGGUGCUCACUGCCAGGCAAGGAGAUCUUUGGCAGAUCUUUGCGAGAGCGUGAGCGCGUCGUGGGUCGUGAAUCAAGCUUCGACUUCCUCUCACUCGGCGCUUCAUCCAACCCACGAACACCCCUUCCUUCCCUUGUGGCUCGCUCUACGCUCGACUCAUUCCAACAAACAGCGCGCGGCUAGACAUGUCUGCGCCAAACGCGAAUCCGCCUCGUAGCCUGGAUGCGCUGGGUUCGACAGAUGGCCAUCCAGAGAAGCGCGACCUUUCCGCUCCUUCGUCGGCCUCAGCCUCUUCCUCGCCGGCCAAAGAAGGUCAAGAUGGAUCUAAGGACGUAGCUAGAGUGCCAAUGACCACGGCGCGCUUCGCCGCUUCCAUGACAGCAAUUCUUCUCGCCGAGAGCGUCAAUGCGAUAGACAGCAAUGCCAUCGGCGUCGCAUCGCCGGUCAUUGCCGAGGCCAUCGGCGCCUCGUACGACAACAUCGCAUGGCUUCAGAGCACCUACCUCCUGGCCACUGUGGCACUCAUGCUCACAUGGGGACGCAUGUAUGCUACCUUUGACUCAAAGUGGGUCAUCAUCGUCGCCCUCCUCUUCUUUCUGAUCGGCUCUGCGCUGUGUGGCGCUGCUACGAGCCUAGGCAUGUUCCUUGCCGGUCGCACUUUGGCAGGCGUCGGCGGAUCCGGAAGCUUUGUGGGCAUUUGGAGCAUCAUCGCCAUCAUCUCUCCUCCAAGCAAACGACCUACCUGGAUCAGCCUCAGCAAUGCUACCUGGGCAGUGUGGAUGAAAGCAGCUCCCCUGGUCGGCGCAGGUCUCGUCCAGAACGUGACUUGGCGCUGGAUCUUCUAUCUUGCGCUACCAGUCGGCGGUUUCGCCUUGAUCGUGCUGCUGCUCGCGCUGCCAGCUUUGCCACCCGUAGCGGUACCUGACGAUGACUCGAUGCCUGGCAAGUCCCGCGGCCUACUUGGCACGCUCGCUGCGUUGGACUUUCCUGGAACAGUGCUCUCGUGUGGCGGCGCGAUUGCGCUGGUGUAUCCCCUUCUCGUUGGUGGGCAGCCUAACAGUCCCUGGACAAGUGGGCGCGUGCUCGGGCCUCUCCUCGCCUCGCCCUUCAUUUACGCGCUCUUUGCUGCAUCCCAAUUUCGCCCCACACUCAAAAAGAGCCAUCGGACUGUGCCAGUGCACGUCUUUGCGCGCGACCGGACCGUCGGCUUGUUGGUAAUCAUCACUCUGAUGGGCGGCGUAGUCGGCAUUACGCCCUCGUACUUUCUUCCCAUCUUUUACGAAAUCGUUGAAGGUCGAAGCGUCGUUCGAUCAGCCGUCAUGAUUCUGCCAUUCAUCGUUUUUGGCACCGUCUCUAUCGGCAUCAGCGGAGGGGUAGCAGAGAAAACUGGCAUCUGGUCGCCUCUCCUGAUCAUCGGAGCGAUAAUCUGCGCUAUUGGUGGCGGUCUGCUCUCUACUACUUCGGCAACUACGGCCGAUGGAGCCUUCUUCGCCUGGCAGAUUAUUCUCGGUCUCGGCUCUGGCUCCCUGGCCAACCUAGCACCCAUCGUCAUGCAGCAUCUCGUUGAUCCCGACGAGAUUGCUCAAGCGAGCAGCUUGGUUGCGCUCGCGAUGAAUUUUGGUGCGCUCAUCGGCAUUGCUGUGGGUGGCGCGCUGCUCAACGACCAGAUUGGCAAAUUCGUCACCGAUGAGGUACCAAGACUUGCCAACAUGCUCGGAUCGUCAGGUCAAGGUUCCAGCCUUGCAGAUUGCUUGAGAUCUGCGAGUGGACCCGAAGCGCUGCUCAGGUGCACUCGACAGCAAGGUCUUCCUGGCAACAUCAUUCAAAACUUUUCGCAGACGCUUCAAGGCUACCUCCAGCAAGGCUUCUACCGCAUCUGGAUCUCCUUUGUCGCAGCGGCAGGCAUCGCCUUUUUUGCCUCUCUCAUGGUGCGCCACUUUCGCCUUCCUGUAGCCGAGAAGGGCGUCAAAGCUAGCUCGGAAUCGAAGCCUGAGGUGACGCUCAGCGCCUGAGUCUGCAAUUCCAAACCCCCGCGCUGUGCCUGUCACACCAACGUCAGACUUUUCACUUCAAGUCGACCCGC